This is a messenger RNA of Nematocida minor, 624 nucleotides long. RefSeq lists its product as uncharacterized. Lineage: Eukaryota; Fungi; Microsporidia. The record is from RefSeq and is a predicted model, not a curated record. Bases 1 to 624 code for a protein of 207 amino acids. The transcript has a single exon.
AUGGAUACAGACCGCGUCCAAAAAAGAAAAGAAGGCAGAAAAGAAAACAAACGAGGAGAAGCAGCACAGGAGGAAAAGAAAGAGAAGAAGAAGCCCUUCACUGUAAGAGACUUUAUUAUAUCCAAAUACGGCGUUCCUCUGCUAAAGAAGCUGGAAGAGCCCUUCCAGAGGAAAAACAAAAGACAUCUAGAGGGCGGAGAUAUGCACGCUUUGCACAGGUACAUGCGGGCACUUGUGCGGCUGUACACUACAUGGUCCCAGUCAUCACCACUCUGCGGGAAUAAGAGAAAUCGGCCAUACACCCUUCUAAAAGAAAUAGAAGUAGCAAUUAAAACACAGAAAGAGCAGCCUUCUGAAGAAAGCAAAAAGCUUGAGACAGACAAGCCCUCUGCAUCAGUACCAGAGGAGAAGAAGACAGCUGGUAGAUACUCUGAGAGUGUAGAUAGCCUCUUUGAAAAUACUCUAUACGACACCCAGUCUUUCUCUCUAAUGGGCAUGUCGCAGACCGACACAGAUGCACAGCAGCUCAACCUGGAAAGCAUGUCGGAUAUCUCGGAGAUCUCUGAAGAAUCCUCUGCUGAUAUAACAGCAACUAGAAAGCGUGCUAGAAAAACAGAUAGAUAG